AUGGCUGUGAAAACGGCGGGAUUGGAGACGGCAGCAAGCAAUCAACAGCCGGUCGACAGUUCACUUCAACCAUUCCUCCAGCGCGACUUCGAUCCCGCAGACUACUUGAAUAGCUCUCUGUCUUCUCUCGCAACAGCACCUGCUUCAGCACAGAUAGGUGCCAGCAAUGGCCAGCCUGUUCCUUUGCAGGAGCUCAGCAGCCAACUACAGAAUCUACUUACGCAGUUGAAUGCGCAAGCUACGCGGCUAUCCACUAACCUUACCCAACUUACCGAUGAGAUUAUCCGCAGCGGUAGCCGGCUGGCUUAUGAAGUCGAGGUGCUACGUGGCGAUGCGAACAGCCUGACUCAUUCGAUUGACAGUGGCUUGAGGCAGGACAUAGAGCUGUUCACACCCGCGCCGUCUUCGGCAGCAGCAACCGAUGCUAGCAAUGAAGGCGAUGGUGUGCCUCCACCCGUCGGCCAGGUCGGCGGAGAACCAGAGUACCUUGACCGCUUGCGCACUCUCACCAAUGUCCGUUCACGCUUGGACGCCGUCAUCAAAGUAUUCGGUGAGGCUAUGGCAUGGCCUUUGGCGCCCUCGGAGCUCGCGACAACCUCGCUUGUAGCUGUUUCUGCUCCAGCAUCAGAUGCUGACUUACAGGCUAGUGAGCGGAAGGGGAAAGGAUACAUGGAGCAGCUUCGGGAUGAGCUUAACGAUUUGAUCGGCUCAGGCGACGACCCUGCAGGCCUCGAUGCUGCAGCCGCGCGUGUAGCGAAGCUGAGAUCGCUGGCAGAAGUCUGGAGAGGGACAGUGGAGGAGAAGGCACGUAUGAGGCUUGUGGACAGCCUCCAGACGCCAAUUGAGGAGAAGCAACGAGCGCUGGAGGAGGCAGGCCGGAGCACGAAGACAACUACAACCCCAGCACGAGGCGUCGAUCAUCGAUACGGUGAUCUUGCUGCAACGCGUACGGCAAGCGAAGGCGGCUACGGUUUCCUACAGAAUUUGAGGAAUCUGAAGAACGAGGUCUACCUUGAGUAG
Messenger RNA from Baudoinia panamericana UAMH 10762, 1020 nucleotides. RefSeq lists its product as uncharacterized. NCBI's taxonomy places the organism in Eukaryota, Fungi, Ascomycota, Dothideomycetes, Mycosphaerellales, Teratosphaeriaceae. The coding region runs from base 1 to 1020 and encodes 339 amino acids. The record is from RefSeq and is a predicted model, not a curated record. The transcript has a single exon.